AUGGCGACCCCACUUCCCCCUGCCAGGGCCUGUGCACAGGUGAGAGCCAGAGUGCGAUGGCGACUGUCUCCGCCCAUCAACCUGAACCUCCCAGGAGGUGGGGUGGUCAUGUCAGGGGUCCGGGGCCUCUCGCCGCUGCGCAGGAACCCCGGCUCCUGGCCUGGCUCUGGUGGCAGGACCAACACGGUGCAGCAUGACAGGCUGGGGGCUGACCCCCUGGCCAGGGCGCUUCGGGAGCUGGGCCCGCAGAUGCCGGACAUACAGACCUGCAACAAGGCUCGCUUCUGGCCCGGCAACAUCACUCCCUGCAAGGUGCAGGAGCACCAGUGGGGAGGGCUGGGGCAGCCUGGCCUGGCAGCAGGACAUCAGCCCGUGGCGGGGGCCCACCGGACAAGCUCCCUAUUUUCCCUUCUCUGGGUGGUCCUGGAGGUGGACACUAGCAUUAGCCCAUUUCUCAGAUCUGGGAACAGGAAGGAGCAGCAAAGCGCGUCAGAAGGGCAUGAGGAAGGAUGUGGGGAGUCAUGGGACAGGCCCCUGUGGCCCUGGGGGCUGGGUCUGUGCCCUGGAGUCAGGGCCCCUCCAGCGGGCACAGGGGGUGACCUGUGUUCUGUAGCUUCCGGCAGGGAACUCAGGGGGGCCCUGGUGUAGGGCAGAGGUCGGCUGGCUAGAGUCCUGUCCUUCGGCUCUAAGGUCAAACCUCCCAAGCCCCUGCUCUGGCCCCUCGUGUCCUGUCUCAGUGAGGUCACCAGCCACUGUGGCCCCAGCCUCAGACCUGGCACCCCGGGGACGACCCUACUCCCUUGCCUGGCAGAACCCUCCCCUGCAGGGUGGUGGGGGCGGGGGGGAAGGAUUGUAAUAAACCAUAUGGGCCUGUGUGGACUCCGACCCCACUUCUGUUCCACACGGGCCAGUUUCCCUACUGAUGAAGCAGGUUGCACUUUUAAGACUGUUCGUGGAGUCCAGCUAAAGUCAAGGACCAGCUUCGCCCAAGGCAGGCUCCAGGAAGGGGCCCCAGGGACCCGGGCAGAGGUGCGUCAGCCGGCGCUGGGCCCGGGGCAGCCGCUGCAUUGUGCAGGCCUGCAGGGAGGCGGGGCGCUGGGGCGUGGGGUGUGGAGACAACAGCGAUACUCCAGUAUCAUCUUCUUCCUCUUAUUUUUUUGGUAACAUCUUUAUUGAGAUAGAAUUUACAUGCUUGCUGCCUAAUUCAGGGGGUGUUAGUACAUUCACAGGGUUGUGCAACCAGCACCUCGAGAACAUUCCAUCACCUUAGAAGGAAACCCCGUCUCCAUCAGCUAUCACCUCUCCCCCCUCCCCAGCCCUGGCCCCCACGAGCCCCCUUCCCGUCCGCAGAUGAGCCUGUUCUGUGCGUGUCACCCACGUGGACUCACCCCGCGUGGCCUUCCGUGUCCGGGUCCCUCCCUGAGCGUCCCCGCCCCCAUCAACGGUCACUCCCCACCUUCUCCCCCGCCCCCCACCCCCCGAGCCCCCUUCCCGUCCGCGGAUGAGCCUGUUCUGGACGUGUCACCCACAUGGACUCACACCCUGCGUGGCCUUCCGUGUCUGGCUCCCUCCCUGAGCGUCCCCGCCCCCAUCAACGGUCACU
This is a messenger RNA of Mirounga angustirostris (Northern elephant seal), 1603 nucleotides long. RefSeq lists its product as uncharacterized. The record is from RefSeq and is a predicted model, not a curated record. NCBI's taxonomy places the organism in Eukaryota, Metazoa, Chordata, Mammalia, Carnivora, Phocidae. The transcript is spliced from 4 exons.